UCUUACGCGGUGACAGAACUGAAAUUGAAUGGAAGGUGCCUAGAAUUGUGAACGAAAAUAUAGCCCUCGCCCACAAGAUUAUAGAUGAAGAAACCCCGGAGAGAGAGAGAGAGAGAGAGAGAGAGAGAGAGAGAGAGAGAGAGUCUCUGCUCAUGUUCACAAUACUCACCCCCUAUAAAUAUACGUGUAAGUCUGAUUCCGCAUACUUGUCUACUAAAACACACACCCAAAUAACUAGCUAGACUGAAGAGAGCAACCAAAUGGAGCACGAACUCGGUGAAGCUGCAAUUAAAGGGGACACCGAUUCACUGGACGCCAUAAUCCAAAAAGAUCCACUGAUUCUACACAAAUUUGCAGACGGAUGUUUCAAUGGCGCCACAAGUCCUCUCCACGUGGCUACAUCAAACAACCGAACACACUUUGUCGAAGAACUACUGCACCGCCAACCGGAGCUCACAGAAGUCUUAGAUUCGCAACUACGGUCAGCCCUCCACCUGGCAUCAGCCAAGGGGCACGACGAGAUUGUGAAAGUAUUAGUGAAGGCCAACUCCGAGAUGUGCUUGGUUUGCGAUCGGGGCGGUAAAACCCCACUCCAUAUUGCUGCCGUGAAAGGCAAGAUCAGUGCCUUGAAAGAGUUGGUUAGAAACUGCCCGGAAGCGGCUCGAGUCAAGGUGGACCGGAAUGACACAAUCUUGCACUUAUGUGUCAAGCACAACCAGUUGGAGAGCUUGGAGAAACUUUUGGACAUAAUACAAGGCCAGGACUUUGUCAACGCCAAGGACAAUGAUGGAAACACCAUUUUGCAUCUAGCUAUUUUGUAUAAACGAUUCAAGAUUGCGAGUCAUGUCCUAGAGAAGAAAACAAUAGAUGUGAAUGCGACAAAUGCAAGUGGACAUACAGCAAUGGACCUUUUGUUUCUUGAACCAAAUAAAAAAGAAGUGGAACCUUUCGAAGACGUACUUCGACAAGCCAAUGCUGAACGUGCGAAGGAUCUCGUAGGUGGCGAUUGGCUCACGAAGAAAAGGGAUUCUUUAAUGGUUGUGGCGUCACUUAUUGCGACAAUGGCAUUCCAAGCUGCAGUGAAUCCUCCUGGUGGUGUUUGGCAACAGGACUCUGAUACAUAUCGAGCCGGGGAAGCUGUAAUGGCUUACAAUUACCAAGAUUCUUAUCCGUACUUCCUUCGCUUCAACACGAUCGGAUUCGUUGCGUCUUUGAGCACGAUUCUGUUGCUCAUCAGCGGAUUAAAAUUCAAGAACAAGGCUACAAUGUGGAUCCUCAUGGUGACCAUGUGGUUGGCAAUUACCUCAAUUGCAAUUACAUAUGCGUUUGCCAACGUUGUGGUUACUCCUAUAAAGGACCGGCGAUCACUCAGUUAUACCAUUAAAAUUGGAGUUAUAGUGUGGUCGGGGGUGAUGUCACUUCUGCUGCUGAUACACACAGUUAACUUGGUGAGAAUUUUUGUGAAAGAGAAAAGGAGUAGAAUGAAGGCCAUCAAAAGGAUUAUGGGAUUCAAGCCACAGAGUCUGCUUUCCCUCACUCGGCUGUCACGUGUCAGGCAGCGUGAGGAUCAUGUAUAGAGGAAAGAGAGAGCUCUCUUACUUUGCUGCUUUGCAUCGGAAGAUAUUAUUGGAUAUAAUAUUUUAUUUUGAAUGUGAAUGUAUAUUGAUUUGAUUUGGAGUUAUAUUUUUGAAUGGGAUCUGUUCAUCAUAGACGGACACGUUUUUUAUGAACAAAUGUGUCUCUUCUUUUGGUGACCUAUUGUAGAGUCACCAGUUAGUCUAUAAAUGUCAUUAUUUUCAAUCA
Rhododendron vialii is the source of this 1803-nucleotide messenger RNA. RefSeq names its product ankyrin repeat-containing protein At5g02620-like. The transcript is spliced from 2 exons. Gene Ontology annotation, molecular function: protein binding. Bases 261 to 1577 code for a protein of 438 amino acids. The record is from RefSeq and is a predicted model, not a curated record. NCBI's taxonomy places the organism in Eukaryota, Viridiplantae, Streptophyta, Magnoliopsida, Ericales, Ericaceae.